AUGCCUCGCCAAGUCGCUCCACCACCAUCUGGCGAGUUUACUUUUCGUUUGCAGAAGCCAUUCUCUGGCACCCCAACCCACACCGUCGAAGUCAUCGGGGAGCCAAACCGUCCAGCAGUUGUCCGCGUGUCUCAAUACAACGGCGGCAACAAAUCUUCAGAGAAGACCGGCGAUGUUCCCAAGGACGACGUGAACGAGCUCACCACCCUCGUCAGCACCGUUCGAGGUUUCCCAUCUCAUCCCUCGAAAGAUGUCUACGGCCAGGACGCCAAGCUCGAGCUCAACACCUUCGAGAUCCAGUGGUCGAAUGAGGAUGAGGAUGCUGCUGCCAACGAGGUGUCUGAGAUUGCGGCGGAGACCAAGGAUGACUUCAAGCGUGUGGUGGACAGCAUCGAGGCUCUGGGUCGGACGUUUGCGAAGAAUGAUUCUGCGGUGUAA
Zasmidium cellare ATCC 36951 is the source of this 438-nucleotide messenger RNA. RefSeq lists its product as uncharacterized. The record is from RefSeq and is a predicted model, not a curated record. Lineage: Eukaryota; Fungi; Ascomycota; Dothideomycetes; Mycosphaerellales; Mycosphaerellaceae. The transcript has 3 exons. Bases 1 to 438 code for a protein of 145 amino acids.